This is a messenger RNA of Harmonia axyridis, 3064 nucleotides long. Its product is annotated as inter-alpha-trypsin inhibitor heavy chain H4-like. The transcript has 12 exons. The record is from RefSeq and is a predicted model, not a curated record. The coding region runs from base 189 to 2876 and encodes 895 amino acids. NCBI's taxonomy places the organism in Eukaryota, Metazoa, Arthropoda, Insecta, Coleoptera, Coccinellidae.
CGUCUGGUAAUUCCCUGAAAAUUCAGAUUAGUACUCUGGGAUAAGCGAGGUCAUCAAUAUUUUGAUGAUGGUGGGAGAUAACUUAAUACCGGUUCAACACUGUUAAGAGACAUUCAGACCAUAGACAUUGAGGCAUAGCAGGAAUUUGUUGAGUUUGUGUUCAGUGGCGAAGCUUAUCUCUUUUGAUAAUGGGGACUACAUCAAGGUCCAUCUUGAUAUUUAUACAAGCUGCUGUUUUAACAUGCAGCGUUCUUGCCGCCCCUCCUAUUUCCUCUACUGAGAGCUUUGUCUUUGUAUCACCAGAAGUACCGAAAAGUACAAAUGUUUCACAAAAUGCUGAGCAACCAAAGGUUCCUAAAAUCCCGAAGAUAUAUUCAAUGAGAGUUGACACGAACGUCACAAAUCGUUUUGCAAAAACUCUAGUCACCAGUAAAUUUAAGAACCUAGAUGAGAAAUCUCAAGAAGCUAUUUUCGCUGUAGUUCUACCAGAAAGCGCUUAUAUUUCUGGGUUUAUCAUGGAGAUAGAUGGCAAAAAGUAUGAGGCUUAUAUCAAGGAGAAAGAAGAAGCCAAGAAGAUUUAUGAUAACGCCGUUUCUAGUGGAAUUGCAGCUGGUCAUGUUGAAGCCAACGCAAGAGAUUCUAAUAGGUUUACUGUCUCCGUUAACAUUGAACCUCAAAGUAAGGCUAUAUUCUACUUAACUUAUGAAGAACUCCUAAGAAGGCAAAAUAGUGCUUACGAUAUCGUUGUCAACUUACACCCUGGUCAUCCUGUUAAAAAUUUAGAAGUUCAAGUCAAUAUUAACGAAUCCAGACCAUUGUCUUUCGUUAGAGCUCCAUCCAUGAGAUCUGGAAAUGAGAUAGCCAAGAAUGAUGAAAAACGCGAUCCAAAGGCCACCAUUAAGAAUAUUGAUAUAAACAGCGCUGUGGUGACAUUCAAACCAGACCUGGAAUUCCAGAAAGAACUAGGACAAAACCUUGGAAGCAAAGAAGGAACAGGCUUGGCUGGACAGUUCGUUGUUCAAUAUGACGUAGAAAGAGACCCACAAGGUGGGGAAGUAUUAGUUUCUGAUGGUUAUUUCGUGCAUUUCUUUGCUCCCAGCAGUUUGAAACCAUUGGAAAAACACGUGGUGUUCGUUUUGGAUACCAGUGGUAGUAUGACUGGAACAAGGAUAAGUCAGCUUAAACAAGCUAUUAAGAGCAUUCUUGGACAACUCGGGGACAAAGAUCUUUUCAACAUAAUCGAUUUUAACUCUGUAGUCAAUGUUUGGAAUGUAUCAAAGGUUGAGAUACAAUAUGUGGAAGGAGAUAGUUAUAACUACUACUAUGACGAGAUUUCCACAACACCAAAAAAUAAGAUAACUCAGAAUAUACCGGGGGCUUUCCAAGUAGAACCAACUAAUAUCGAAAAAGCCAAGGAAGUUAUAGAAAAACUAGAUGCAAAUGGAGGAACAGACAUAAAAUCUUCACUGGUUGUAGCUCUUCAACUCCUCAAUGAAACAAAGGCACAAAGAGGUGAAAGCAAGCAACCAAUUGUUAUAUUUUUAACUGACGGUGAAGCAACUGUUGGAGAAUACGGGGAUCAAGCAAUCAAUUCUAUCACUUCUGCUAACGUAGAUGAGGUACCAAUAUUCUCCCUCUCUUUUGGUGAUGGUGCCGACAGAGAUUUCCUAGAGAAGUUGUCCUUGAAGAACCAAGGAUUCGCUAGACACAUAUACGAGGGUGCAGAUGCUUCUCUUCAACUAGAAGAAUUCUACAAAUAUGUUUCAUCCCCACUACUCACCAAAGUCAAUUUCAAAUACGUCUCCAAGGCUGUUUCUAAACUCACCAAAACCAAAUUUCCAAUCAUGUUCGAUGGAUCUGAAAUUGUAAUCGCAGGUCAAAUUGAUCCUGAUUUCAGCAGACCACCAAGGGAACAGUUGAAUAGCAAGUCCACAACAGAAACUCCUAUUAAAAUCGACGACGAUGGUCUCACCAACGCCAACUACACUGGUAAUCCAGAUGAUUUCGUCAUGGAAACCACUACAGAACCCCUAAUCAUGAUUGACGAAGGUGGUCUCAUAGACCCAUAUUACAACUUUGAUCCUGAGGUUAUUGCUUUGGGUGCCGAUGGUGCAGUAGACUUGAUACCCAAGUAUGCAAAAUCAGUAGGAAGUUUGGAAAAACACUGGGCUUAUCUCACUCUUAAACAGCUUUUGGAUGAAAGAGAUGCAGCUGAAAACAAGACUCAGUACACGAAAAAGGCUUUAGAUAUUGCUCUUAAGUACUCAUUUGUGACACCUGUGAGUUCUUUGGUUGUUGUAAAACCGAAUGACACUAAGAGCGAAGCAGUUCCAGAAGAUGCUUCCAAAAGUCAAGACAACUUCCCAUCAUAUGCCUUCGCUUCAGCUUCAGUUCCUGGUUCCGUGCAAUACAUGUCAGUUAUUCCAUUAUCGUUAGGUGAAAGCAAUCAAGCCUUCGCUGAUUACGAUUCAGUAAACAGUUAUGCAGCUCUGUCAACUCCAUUCGUGGAUAGAAUCUUCACAACAAAAUCUCAGACUACAGCGCUUGGAGCAGGAUUUUCUUCAUUUAACAGCCCUGCCAAUGAAACUGAAUCUUUAGCAUUACUCAAAUCAAAGCUACCUUGGUUGAAAGACAUUUUGGAAGAAGAUGAAACUUUGAAUCUGCCCAACGGAACUUUCAAAUUGGGUUCAUCAGCUAAUGUUAAUGCAACAUUGGAAUGUUCAACAAAUAAAACAACAGGAGUCUGUACUUUGAUCAAGGAUUGCCCACAGUUGUUCGAUGUAUUGACAGAUGUCAAUAUUUACAAGGAUUAUUUCUGUUCUUUGACAGAAUACGCUGGAGUUUGCUGUCCAAAAAAGCAGGAAACAACCCCCUAAUUUAUUUUAGAGAAUCUAUUUUGUAAAUACUUUACCUAGUUCCAGAAUAUUUAUGAUAUUAGAAGAGUAGAAUAGGCUUAAAAUGAAUUCAUUUUACGAUGUUCUGAAAUAUACAAUUUUGUGAUAUGUGAGACUUCAAUAGCUUGUUUUGAUAUCAUUUUUAUAUGAAUAAAAAACAAUUUUUAUAA